Messenger RNA from Moesziomyces antarcticus, 369 nucleotides. Its product is annotated as sterol-binding-like protein. The record is from RefSeq and is a predicted model, not a curated record. Lineage: Eukaryota; Fungi; Basidiomycota; Ustilaginomycetes; Ustilaginales; Ustilaginaceae. The transcript is spliced from 3 exons. The coding region runs from base 1 to 369 and encodes 122 amino acids. Gene Ontology annotation, cellular component: cytosol.
AUGUCCGACUUCAAGUCCCAGGCUCUUUUCGAGCAGAUCACCGAGGGUCUCAAGACCAUGGAUGACAAGGAGAAGAAGGACAUCCAGAAGAAGACCAACGGUGUCUUCGAGAUGCACGUCAAGAACGCCGGCGGCAAGGAGCUCGUCUGGACCAUCGACCUCAAGAAGAACGCCGAGGCUUACGAGGGCAAGGCCAAGGGCAAGGCUGAUGUCACCAUCAACCUCUCGGACGACACCUUCAUCGACCUCGCCGACGGCAAGGUCAACGGCCAGAAGGCCUUCAUGUCGGGCAAGCUCAAGGUCAAGGGCAACAUCAUGCUCGCCACCAAGCUCGACGGCGUGCUCAAGGCCCAGAAGUCCAAGCUCUGA